Messenger RNA from Lactuca saligna, 1527 nucleotides. Lineage: Eukaryota; Viridiplantae; Streptophyta; Magnoliopsida; Asterales; Asteraceae. The record is from the annotation of a GenBank genome assembly.
AUGAGAUUGCUCCACUUUUCUUCGUCUUCAAAGAGUCUUCGCUCUCAAGAUUCUUCCAUCUAUUACAAUAUAAAAAUUCGAACUUUGAAUCUUGGAUCUGGUAGCUUUCUCUUGAAAGGUUUCAAGAUUUGUCUUAAUAGCUCUUUAGGGUUCUUGAAUCUCUACUUUUCCCUAAUGGGCUUCUUUGAAUCAGAUGUUCAAUUCGGUAAACAAGAACUGAUUCAUGCUGUAGUUCCAUUAUUGAAGCUCUUGACUCUUACUGUUAUCGGUGUUCUUCUUGCACACCGAAGAACACAAAUCGUCCCAAAAUCAACCUUCAAGCUUCUUAGCAAACUUGUCUUUGCUCUGUUUUUACCCUGCACAAUCUUUAUUCACUUGGGUGAAUCAAUUUCUCUCAAGAAUUUAACUUUAUGGUGGUUUAUACCAGUGAAUGUAAUCAUCAGUACUGCAAUCGGCUGUCUAUUGGGGCUGCUGGUGGCGGUGAUUUGCCGGCCGCCACCGGAGUUUUUCCGAUUCACCGUGAUUGUAACCGGUUUCGGAAACACCGGAAACUUAAUACUCGCGAUUGUUGCUUCGGUUUGUCAUAGCGAAGAUAAUGCUUUCGGUUCUGAUUGUCAUACAUCUGGUACUGCGUAUGUUUCUUUAGCUCAAUGGGUGUCUGUUCUUCUAGUUUAUACUCUCGUUUACCACAUGAUGGAACCUCCGAUGGAGUAUUACGAAGUCGUCGAAGAAGAUGGAGAAAUCGAGAUUGUUCAGGAGAAUUUACCGGUGAACGAUCUCAGCCGGCCGCUUCUUCACGAAGCAGAGUGGCCGGGGAUGGAAGAUAAAGAAACUGAACACUGCAAAACACCAUUCAUCGCUAGAGUUUUCGCUAACGAUUUCUCUCUGGCUUCCAUUCCCGACCCAGAUUCGCUAGAAGACAACCAUGAACAGCCGCGAAGUCCGAAAUCAAUCAGGUGUUUAGCAGAGCCACGAAUGGUUAGAAGGAUAAGAAUCGUCGCUGAGCAAACCCCAGUUCGCCAUAUCCUUCAACCUCCGACGAUAGCUACUCUUCUAGCUUUAAUCAUCGGAAUGGUUCCGUUUCUGAAAUCUAUAGUGUACGGAGAUGACGCUCCUUUAUCGUUCUUGACUGACAGUCUAGACAUUGUCGCCGGAGCAAUGGUGCCGUCGGUGAUGCUUGUUCUUGGAGGGAUGAUUGCAGAAGGUCCAAACGAAUCAAAGUUAGGACUUCGAACUACUAUCGGGAUUCUUGUCGCGAGGCUAUUGAUUCUUCCGAUGUUGGGAAUCGGGGUUGUGUUCUUGGCUGAUAAACUAAAUUUGCUGAUUGAAGGUGAUCGGAUGUUUCAGUUCGUGCUUCUGUUGCAAUACACGACACCAAGUGCGAUCUUGUUUGGUGCAAUUGCUAGUUUGAGGGGUUACGCAGUUAGUGAAGCUUCGGCACUUCUGUUUUGGCAACAUGUUUUUGCGUUGUUUUCUCUUUCGAUGUAUUCCAUCAUCUACUUCAAGUUGUUGCUUACGUAUAAAUGA